CAUCAACCUCACAGUAUAAGUACAAGAGAGGAUGUCUGAGUUGAAAAAAACCAACUUGAAUUCAGUUGUUGAUUUGAGAACCGUGGUUGAUGAUAAUCUCCAGGCCAGUUUGGGUAAACUAGGGUAUGCCCAAUCAUUUACGUUAACUGAUCUCAAAUUGGCAUUGGGCUAUAUGACUAUAGCCAUUGCCGGAGGUUUAUUUUACCUUGACAAGAAGUUUGAAUUCAAAGAUGCUUAUAACUUUACCGUUGCUGGUAUUGUAGUUUACUUUAUCAUAAGUGGGAUACAUUUAUUUUUCACUUCAGGUAAGUUCAAAAACAACAAGUACGUUGGUUAUAACGAUUCUAAGGAAAAGAUUCUGAUCAGUAGUUGGACUAAUAAAUACGAACCUACCUAUCAUUAUAAAAUAGUUAUCAAUGAUGAUGAGUCCAGAGCAAUUACUGCUCAAUUUCCCUUCACUUCGGUGUUUGAUUCCUUUGGCUAUUACAAAAGUGAUUUAACUACAGAAAUAUUGCAAAAAGAGCUCGAAAAAUUUGGUAAGAAAGACCUCUAGGCAUUAUCUUCAUAAUAUAAAACCGUUACACCUGUAAAUUUUUGUAAGUUUACCGUUUACCUGUAAGGAGCUCACCAUGAGGUUCAUUCACUUAGCUCGUGCCCAUGAUUCAAGCCCAUAGCUCGUGCCCAUGAUUC
This is a messenger RNA of Hyphopichia burtonii NRRL Y-1933, 690 nucleotides long. It is a transcript of the gene SPC2, whose product is annotated as signal peptidase complex subunit. Gene Ontology annotation, biological process: protein targeting to ER. Lineage: Eukaryota; Fungi; Ascomycota; Pichiomycetes; Serinales; Debaryomycetaceae. The transcript has 2 exons. The record is from RefSeq and is a predicted model, not a curated record. Bases 32 to 553 code for a protein of 173 amino acids. Gene Ontology annotation, cellular component: signal peptidase complex; membrane.